AUGACUGUACCAGACGUCGCGGAAGAGAACAAGGAAUCCGGGUCGCGUUCCAUUUAUUACCAUGCCGAGUUCUAUGAUCUGUACACCUCGAAAUACUUGAUCGACCCGACCGACACUAAGGUUUACUUCGAUCAGCUACGUGCAAUCCAUAAUCCAGCUGUUGUCUUGGACAUUGCGACCGGCACGGGCAGGAUUAUACAAGGCCUCAUUGAACACGGGGACAGGCUCGGCCACAAUUGGAACCAGACCACAUUGAUCGGUCUCGACAAUUCUGAGUCAAUGAUCGACAGCGCCAGAAAAUCCAUCGCGGCACCAAAGGCUGGGAAUUUGACAUGGAUGCUGGGGUCUGCGUUUGACCUUCGGUCAGCUUUGGCUGCGAUGCAAUUGCCAAUUUAUGCCAUCGAUCUUUUAAUUCUGUCCUUCGGAACCAUCAGCCACUUUAUAGCCGAAGGUCAAUGCCAGCACUUUUUCAAUGAGAUUGGGAAGAUCCUACGCCCCGGCGGGGGGGCGCAGUUGAUUCCCAGCAAGCAACAUCCUGGCAUCACCUAUCAGGAGGUGCUGUUGCAAAGCACUACCCUUGAUAACUUAUAUAAGGACCGUCGUGUGAUCACUGUGCGAGAUAAUGACUCCGUUAUCGAGCAGGAGGAAGUUACCACAGAGUUUGGCUUGUGGACGGAGGAGAUGGUAAAGCAAAUGGCACACAUGGCAGGGCUUCGGAGCUUGUACCAAGUUGGGCUCAAGACCGAAAUAAUUUGGGUAUUCGAGCGGCUCCAAUGA
Penicillium lagena is the source of this 777-nucleotide messenger RNA. Its product is annotated as class I SAM-dependent methyltransferase. The transcript is spliced from 2 exons. The record is from RefSeq and is a predicted model, not a curated record. Bases 1 to 777 code for a protein of 258 amino acids. Lineage: Eukaryota; Fungi; Ascomycota; Eurotiomycetes; Eurotiales; Aspergillaceae.